Messenger RNA from Hydractinia symbiolongicarpus, 838 nucleotides. RefSeq names its product interleukin enhancer-binding factor 3-like. Lineage: Eukaryota; Metazoa; Cnidaria; Hydrozoa; Anthoathecata; Hydractiniidae. Gene Ontology annotation, molecular function: single-stranded RNA binding; double-stranded RNA binding. Gene Ontology annotation, cellular component: precatalytic spliceosome. The record is from RefSeq and is a predicted model, not a curated record. The coding region runs from base 415 to 816 and encodes 133 amino acids. The transcript is spliced from 4 exons.
UGCUCAAUGGACAACCUUGUUAAUUCUUUAAAUACUCAACUAUUUUAAUCUAUUCUAUUCGAAUUGUUUUUAUUCUACAAUUAUGUCUCCCUAUUGGUGGGCAAACUCUUUAAAAAAAAGACAUUCAUUCUUAUUUCUCUUUUUUUAUACUGUCACUCUUUCAUUUGUUUUUUGUUUAACUAAGCCAUAAAUUUGACUCUUCCUUAUUUUGUGCUCCCCUUUUUGUCCUGAGCGUAUGUGCUUAAACAUACUGUUGGAAACUCGCACUGUCACUUCUUAUUAACAGAGCCGGUUGAUCCGAAAGAUGCUUUGGACAAAGAGAAAGCUCUCCAAGCUUUAGCUGCCUUGCGGCAUGCUAAGUGGUUUCAGGCUCGUGCCAAUCACUUAUCGUCGUGCGUUAUCACGAUCCGCAUUAUGCGGGACAUGUGCCAACGCGUUGCUGCAUUCAAGCCAUUGAACAAUUGGGCAGUAGAACUUUUAUGUGAAAAAGCCUUGGCUAGCAGCUUUCAACCACUUGGUCCUGGUGAAGCCUUUCGACGGGUAUUGGAGACGAUUGCCUCUGGAAUUCUUUUACCAGGUGGGCGAGGGUUAUUGGAUCCAUGCGAGAAAGAAAAGUUUGACGCAAGCGGUUGUCUGACUGUGCAAGAAAGGGAAGAUGUCACGGCGGCCGCACAGCAAGCCCUUCGCCUGCAAGCUUUCAGGCAGCUUCACAAGAUUCUUGGUGUGGAACCGUUAAAACCGAUGUCGAAGCUAAAGCGUCCGGCUGACUCUUCGCCAGGCGAAGAAGGUGAAAAUAAAGUGGCGAAGAAAGAUUAAAAAGCUUUCGAGAUAUAUUUAA